Molecule: messenger RNA, 2423 nt
Organism: Lontra canadensis (Northern American river otter)
Lineage: Eukaryota; Metazoa; Chordata; Mammalia; Carnivora; Mustelidae
Product: zinc finger protein OZF-like
Exons: 5
Coding region: 127-2265 (712 amino acids)
Biological process (GO): regulation of DNA-templated transcription
Source: RefSeq, a predicted model, not a curated record
GAAGGCCUGGCCACCCUCCGCAACCCGCGGUGGCGCACAGUCUCCUCCUCCAGCUCUGCAGACUCAGGCCUGGUCUUUUCUCCUGGAGACACGUGCCCAGGACACUGCAAGGGCCACAGGACCCUGAUGGCUGAGGACCAGGAAUCAUUGACCUUCAAGGAUGUGGCUGUGGACUUCACCCUGGAGGAGUGGGGCCAGCUGGGGCCUGGCCAGAGGGAGCUGUACCGGGAUGUGAUGCUGGAGAACUACCGGAACCUUCUUUCCCUGGGGGCCGGGCCUCCUGGGUCCAAACCUGACGUGAUAUCUCGUCUGGAGCGAGGGGAGGAGCCCAGAAUGGAGAAGAGGGAAGCCCAGCUAGCUGCCUGUCCAGCCUUGGAUACCAGCUCUGCAACACCUCAGGAGACACUUCUGAGAGAGAGCGUUUCUGAAGAGGCUACUUCCCCUGUGGGAAAGAAGGAGGGGGUUUUAAGGGUAGUGCUUGGAGAUGCCAGGCUGGGAGGAUCCUGGGCCUGGAGCUGUCAGUUGGAGGACCAGGGAAAGCAAGAGAGGCGUUUGAGGUGUUUGUUUGCUCCUCGCAAGGAAACCAUCUGUGGGGAGAAAGGCAUGGGGUGUCUCGAGCUGGGGCAGAGCUUCAGACAGACCUCAGCCUUCAUCAAGAAGCAAAGAGGGCCGGUGGGAGAGAGAACUCGGAAGAGGAAUGGACCAAGAAAGAUCCUGAAAUGCCAAAGGACCUUCAUAGAAAAGAAGCCAUUUAACUGCAUAGAAUGUGGGAAAACCUUCAUUUACCAUUCAGACUAUAUUCUGCACCAGAGGACUCACACAGGAGAGAAACCCUACAAGUGCAAUGAUUGCGGGAAGGCAUUCAGCAACAGCUCCUAUUUCAUUCAGCACCACAUCAUACACACGGGAGAGAAGCCCUACAUGUGCGGUGAGUGCGGCAAGACCUUCACUCAGAGCUCAUCGCUUACUGAGCAUCAAAGGAUCCACACUGGAGAGAAGCCAUACAAAUGCAAGGAAUGUGGGAAGGCUUUCACCCAGAGCUCCUCCCUCAUUAAACACCAGCGGUGCCAUACCGGGGAAAAACCCUAUAAAUGCGACCAGUGCGGGAAGUUCUACUCACAGGUGUCCCACCUCACCCGCCACCAGAAAAUCCACUCAGGGGAGAAGCCCUACAAAUGUGCUGAGUGUGGCAAAGCCUUCUGUCACACUUCCUCCUUGACUCAGCACCAGACCAUCCACACCGGAGAGAAACCCUACAAAUGUAACGAGUGUGGGAAAACCUUCAGCCACAGCUCAUCCCUCUCCCAGCACCAGCGAGUUCACACGGGAGAGAAACCCUAUGAGUGCUCCGAGUGUGGCAAGGCCUUCAGCCACAGUUCGUCCCUGACUCAGCAUCAGAGAAUUCACACUGGUGAGAAACCCUAUGAGUGUAAUGAGUGUGGGAAGGCUUAUACACAGAUUUCCCACCUCAUGAGGCACCAGAGCGUUCACAUGGGAGAAAAACCCUAUAUAUGUAAUGAAUGUGGAAAGGCUUUCAGUCACACCUCGUCCUUCACACAACACCAGACAAUUCACACUGGUGAGAAGCCCUACAAAUGUAACGAAUGUGGAAAAACCUUCAGCCAGAACUCUUCGCUCACCCGCCACCAGAGGAUUCACACUGGGGAGAAGCCUUAUGAGUGCAAAGUUUGCGGGAAGGCCUAUACCCAGAUUUCCCACCUCAUCCAACACCAGAGGAUUCACACUGGAGAGAAGCCUUAUGAGUGCAGCGACUGUGGGAAAGCCUUCAGCCGGAGCACCCACCUUAUCGAGCAUCAGAAAAUCCACACGGGCGAGAAACCCUACAAGUGCAGAGAAUGUGGGAAAACGUUCAGUCACAACUCCUCCCUCACCCAACAUCAGAGAAUUCACACUGGCGAGAAACCCUAUGCCUGUAAGGAAUGCGGGAAAGCCUUCAACCAGAGCAUCCACCUUAUUCAGCAUCAAAGGACCCAUACUGGAGAGAAGCCCUAUAAAUGUAACAACUGUGGAAAAACCUACACCCAGAUUUCACACCUUAUUCAACACCAGAAGGUUCACGUGGGUGGAAAACGCUAUGUGUGUAAGGAAUGUGGGGAGGAUUUCAGCUGGAGUUCACACCUGACUGAACACCGGAGGCUUCACGCUAUGCACAGCACCUACGUCUGCAAUGAUUUUGAGAAAGCCUUUGCAUGGAGCACACAGCUUGCUGAUAUUCCGAGAACUCUCGGCGACCAGAAAGCCUAAGAAAUUAGCAGGUGGGCGAUUCUGAUGCUGGGUUCAGUGCAGCCUUCAUCAGCACCAGUAACUUCCUCCCAGAGAGGAACCCUAACACCGUAUACUGUGAGAGAGAGUUGCUUCUCUGUUUCCUUCAAGGAGCUGGUGCCACUGAUCAUCUGCUGGGA